AUUCCUUUUAUAAAGCUAAUUAUUAAUUUUUAUAUACUUAAUAUUAUUGAAAAAUAUUGUAUUUUAUAGAGGAUAUUUUUAAGAAAAAUCAACACAAGUUUUUUUAUUGAUAUGAGCAAAAUCAGUCAAGAUGCUAGCGAAUCCUAAGAUUUCGCUUUCGAUGAUGAUCUGAUUGAGAUAAAUGUAAAUAAUUAGGUAGAAGACGAAGAUGAUUUAUCUGAAGUGCAAUUUAUUGAGUAACUCAAAAAAGGUUAAAAUGUAGCAAAUUAGCAGACUAAUUCUUAAAAUUAGAUCAAAAACAGCCAAUAAAAUAAUAUUUAAAGUCAAAAUUAUUAGUAAGGAAUUGAAUAAAAUGAUGACUAAGAGAACCUAAAUCACGAAGGAGAAAUUGUUUCUUUUAGAGAGGAUAUAUUAGAAUAAAUUGAUGAAUCUGAAUGCAAAAAUACUUUAAGCUAAAAAAAUGAGAAUCUUAACAAUUCAUUCUCAUACUCCAACUAAAAUAAAUCAUAAAAUAUAUUUUAUAAUGAAGAAAACCUUCAACAAGAAGGGGAUUUUAGUGGAUUGAAUAUCUUCUAAAGAAAUUAACUUUAGUAAGAAUUCAAAAAAUUGUCAGCUAAAAAAGAUGAGCAGCUUGCAGCAAGUUAAGGAAGUUUAGAAGAUUAAUUAAAGGUUAAUUCUUAACAGCUAAAUAAUUUUUCUUCAUAAAAUCAAUUUACAUCUAACUUCGAGCAAGAAUUUGAUAUGAAUAAUUUAAAUAUCUAAAGCAAAAAUUAGUAGAACAUAUUUUCCUACUAAGAUUCUUCAAAUCAAUAGCAGUAAAGCUAGCUUGCUGAGUAUGAAGAAAAGGAAAACUAAAACUUUUUAAAAAAAACAUAUAAUAUCGGUGAAGAAGAUAAUGCUGUAAAUAAUGAUAAUGACCAUGAAUCAUCUAAUUUACUUGAACUUCCUGUUUUUGAAAAUGAAAAAUAAGAUUUAUUGUUAGAAGAUAAGUUGAUUGGCUAAUAAAAUAAUUUAUUAAUAGAAUAAAACCAAAUUAUUAAAGAAAAUCAGGAUGAAGAAGAAGAAGACGAUGACGAAGAUGAAAUGAUUCUACUUAAAAACAUAGCAAAUACCUAUCAUUCUUAAUAAAGACAAAAAUAAUCAGAAGAAUUAAGUUAAGGAGAAUAAAAAUAAUUUUUUAUGGAAAAAGAAUCUCCUUAAAAAUAAUAAAUUGAGCAAGAAAAUGAAAAUAAAAAGCAAGAAAAUAAUGAGCAAAUUGAAGAAAGUUUUUAAUAAAUUGAAUAAAAUAAUAAAAUAGUAAAUCAAUAAGAUUAAGUUGAUUAACUAGAAAUAAAAGAAACUCAACACAAAUAGCAAAAUUUAUCAUAAGAGCAAUAAUAAAAUAGUGAAUUUGAAACUUUUGAAAAUAAAAACCAACAAGAGAUUUAAAAUACAAUCCAAGAAGAUAAGUAAAAUCUGAUAACGAAUUAAGAUAUCAUAGAAUAAGAUUUAACUAAAGAAAAUUAUUAGUUGUUAAAUCAGAAUCAAGAUAUGUAGCAAGAUUAAGAAUCAAAUUCCGAAUUAUUAUAAAAGCACGAGAAAGAAGCAAGAUAGGAAGGAUUAUAAAUGAUAGAUGAAAACGAAAUAUAGUAAAAUAAUUAAAACGAAACAUAAUAAAAAAAUUAAAAUGAAGAAUAAAAAAAUGAAUUAGAAAAUAAUUUUAAUAACUAAAUUUUUCUAAAGCAAAGUAUUGAAUAAGAUAAAGGAAUAAAUUCACAAGAGCAUUAAAGCGAAAUUAAUAAUUUAUAAGUCAAAGAAAAUGAAAGUAAAAAAAUGGAGAUUGAAUACUAAUAGAGCACUGAUAAGUAAACUAAUGAAAAAGAAUAAUCAAUAGAAUAAGAAGGUAAAUAAUAAAAUAAUUAACAAAAAGAAGAACCUCUAUAAGCUAAAUAGCCAAACAAUGGUUAAAUUUAAUAUAUAGCUACUUAGAAUGAAUGCUCAGAAGAAAAUAAUAAUCCUCCUAAAAAAAGUAUAAGCGAAGCACCUUAGACAAUAGCAAGCAUUUUCUAGUAAUUAGCUUCUGUGUUUUAAAAUAUGAUAAUUCCCUAGAGUAUGAUUAAUAUGUCUCUUAACAAUAAUACAACUAUUGAGUAAUAACCAGAAUAGUUUUAAACUUCAGCAAAUAUCUAAUAACAAAUAAAUUAAUUGUAAAACUAAGUAACUUUUAUUUAAAAUUCAGUUAUUCAUAUUCCUAAUCACUUAUAGCAAGUUACUAAUAUUUUAGCUAAAGUUACAAACUCAAAUAUUACUGUAAACCCAAACAUAUAGCAAUUAACCUCUAUUUCAAAUAAUGUUUAGACUUAGCCAGUAAAUAAAAUAACCAAAGAAUAAUCUUAAGUGUAAAAGUAAUCAAAAGAUACAAAGUAGAGUACAUCAAAAGAAGAUAAUGAAAAGGCUAAGAAACCACUAGAAAAAAGCAGAAAUAAAAAAGCUGAUAGCUCAGAGGAUGAAGAAAGUGAAGAAGAUAAUGAAUCAAGUGAAGAAGAGUCUGGAUCUGAAAGUGAAGAAGAAAGUGAUGAUGAAAAUGAUAUUUCUGACUUGAAAAAUUUAUCAUCUAAAAUUUCAAAUUCAAAUUAAAAAUCAAAAAUAGGAAGUGGUACACUCUCAUCUAAAUCAAACAAUAGUUUAUUCGGUUUUGGAUCAUCUAUAAAUAAAAAAACAACUUAUAUAUAACCUAAAAAUAACUUCAGUGCACCUAAGAUGAUAACAACUCCUACAAAAGGAUUAACAACUAGUUUUGGAUCUUCAAAAAUUGAACCUCCUCAAGAACCAUAAAUUGAUUAAAUAACUAUCAAUGCAGCAAGUAUUGGCUUUAAAGAACCUAAGCUUUUCAUAGCUGAAUCUGAAAGAGUUAUUAAAUCUGAUGACAUAGAGAUAGAGGAUGAAUCUCUAAAACCGUUAUAUGAAUAUCUAAAUAAAUUAGAUUAACCAACUAGUUUUCUAAUUAUUAAAGAUUAAUUUUAAAAUUUGACAGAUGAGUAAAUUCAUACUGCUUUGCAUGAUUUCAAAUCAGAAGAAAAAAUAGGAAUUGUAGAAUUGUUUUUACCAAAAUAUGCUAAAUGCAAUAGUGCUAGAAUCGAUUAUUAUUAUGUAGAAAUGAUAAUACCACCUCCUAAGCCUAAAUAAGUAGAACCUGAGCAUACAGAAGAAUAAAAGGAAAAUACUGUUGAAAAGUAAGAAUUGAAAAUAGAAAACGCAGGUGAUCGUAAAAAGUAUGAAUCUAUGACAGAUGAUCAGCUCCUAAGUUAUUAAAAAGAAUUAAACUUGAGAAAACAAGCAUUAUUAGAUAAAAAAUAAAAUGCCAACCCCACUUCUGAUAGACUUAAGAAAAUACAAUAAUGGAAUGAAAUGAAGGAAGUCAUAUCAACUGUAUUUGAAAGAAUAGCAGUCCUAAAGGGUAAAAGAAUUCAGGAGAUAUGUGAUGAUUUCGGAGUAAAAUUAGAAGACUGA
Molecule: messenger RNA, 3489 nt
Organism: Tetrahymena thermophila SB210
Lineage: Eukaryota; Ciliophora; Oligohymenophorea; Hymenostomatida; Tetrahymenidae
Product: L-allo-threonine aldolase
Exons: 4
Source: RefSeq, a predicted model, not a curated record